This is a messenger RNA of Anisakis simplex (herring worm), 399 nucleotides long. NCBI's taxonomy places the organism in Eukaryota, Metazoa, Nematoda, Chromadorea, Rhabditida, Anisakidae. The record is from the annotation of a GenBank genome assembly.
CAUCCGUCUUCUACGUCAGCCCUGACAACUCCACUUGGAAAUAUCACCGGACCGCCAGCAUCGAUAGCGUUUAACGCAAAUUCAGCGAACAACGAAAGAUUGUUACCAAAUUCGGCUUUAAGUCGAUCAACUAAGUCACAGAAUAUAUCUGCUCCAGCUUUAGCAGGUAACGUCUCCUCCUCAUCGGCGAACUCAACGAAUUUCCGAGCUUCUGUGUAUUUGGCUGCAACUGCACGUGAAGCGCACGCUGCUAAGUCACAGUCAACAGAUAAUAACAACGGUUUUACUCCUUUGAGUGCAACAACUCCAACGAUGGCCCAACCAUCAGUUCCAGCUGGUACAUCAUCGAACGGCGAAGCGGCUGUCUACAAAGUAGGUUUGCUGAAUUUCAACAUCUGA